CUCGCACUCCCCCGGUUGCUCUGCCUGCGCACACGCACUUUCUUUCUGGUCUCUCACCCCCCUCAUUCCAUUUCGAACCACAAACCAAAACCCCCCUCUCCCCUCGCCUCCGUCCCGGAUCAAACGGCCACCGGAAAAUCCCCCCAAAAAUAACAACAGCGAGCUGUUCUUCGUCAGGGUAAAUUCGGCAGAACCCUAGCGGCGCCCUCCCUCCCUCCGUCGAUCGGCUCCCCUCCCACCCACCCCGCAUGGCGACCAACCCCUCCUCCGGCGCUGACGCGCCCCCGGCCCCGGCGCCGGUGCGGCUCUCGGCGGCGGCGCAGGCGGCCGCGAUCCAGCCUUCCUCCCCGCGCUUCUUCUUCUCCUCGCUGGCGGGGACCAACCCGGCCUCCCCGCACCGCCGCAUCGCCAUUGCUGUCGACCUCUCCGACGAGUCCGCCUUCGCCGUCAGGUGGGCCGUGCAGAACUACCUCCGCCCCGGGGACGCCGUCGUGCUGCUCCACGUGCGCCCCACCUCGGUGCUCUACGGCGCCGACUGGGGCUCCAUCCCUGUCUCCGUCACCGACGAGGCCGACGCCGCCGAGGACGCCGCCGCCGCCGCCCAGGGCGGGCCCACCGAGGAGGAGCUGCAGAAGAAGCGGGAGGAGGACUACGACGCCUUCACCUCCACCAAGGCGCAGGACCUCGCGCAGCCGCUCGUCGACGCGCAGAUCCCCUUCAAGAUCCACGUCGUCAAGGACCACGACAUGAAGGAGCGCCUCUGCCUCGAGGCCGAGCGACUCGGCCUCUCCGCUAUGAUCAUGGGGAGCCGUGGUUUCGGUGCCCACCGGAAGGGCGGCAAGGGGAGGCUUGGGAGCGUUAGUGAUUACUGCGUCCAUCACUGUGUCUGCCCAGUUGUGGUUGUUCGCUACCCGGAUGAUGCUGCAGGUGCUGGUGGAGAUGCAGCUGGGGCAAUAGAUGAGCUGCACACUGUGCCAGAGGAUGAACCUGUGUACCACGACGCCCCUGAGGUGCAGAAAGCAGAAAACUGAGGCAAUGGCAUGGAGCUGAAGCACAAAGGAACACAUGCAGCUUGUGGUGAGAGGAUCCUUGUGUAUUUGGAAGAUGCAACUGGCUGUUUAUGUUUGCUUCUAUGUCCACUGCGUAUCAUAAACUGGGUCCAUCAGCAGGCUGCUUCCCGUUUAGAGUUUCAUAUUGGAGUCCUAGAUCAUCGGAGUCUUUGUCGGUUUGCUUGUGAGAUGUUCAAUGUAGAGUACACUUCCAGUGGGUUGGAGCUGUCUUAUGGUUUACGGAUGCUUAUGCUGGGCUCCCGAAUCUAUCUUGUUUUUGCAAAGCCAGUUGACGACCGUUGUAUUCUCUCGUCGUUGUCUACACGGUCAUGACAUCUAUUCAGCUUGCUACUGUAUUGGAUGCUUGGUUAAUAGAGGACCACUAUUCUGUAUUUACUGCUUUGUUGGAAAGAAUAAUUGUCUAGUUGAGCGGUUUCUGCUGCUAAAAGCAUGAGCUUGUGCUUGCGUGUUUAUGUUUGUAGGAGUAUUUGUAAGACUGCUUUGUGAAGAAUUCAUUAGAAAUAAAUUUGUCAAAA
Setaria italica (foxtail millet) is the source of this 1585-nucleotide messenger RNA. RefSeq names its product universal stress protein PHOS32. The record is from RefSeq and is a predicted model, not a curated record. The transcript has 2 exons. NCBI's taxonomy places the organism in Eukaryota, Viridiplantae, Streptophyta, Magnoliopsida, Poales, Poaceae. Bases 249 to 1031 code for a protein of 260 amino acids.